This is a messenger RNA of Hymenoscyphus albidus, 487 nucleotides long. NCBI's taxonomy places the organism in Eukaryota, Fungi, Ascomycota, Leotiomycetes, Helotiales, Helotiaceae. The record is from the annotation of a GenBank genome assembly.
AUGACGGUUGGUACGAAAAGAAUGGUCAAGCGUAAUGUUGUUGUCCGAAAACUUGAUUCUCUUGAAGCAUUGUGUGGUAUUACAACCAUUAGCCGCACGAUUCCAACAUUCUAUAGACAUUUGCUCAGACAAGACCGGUACCUUUACCCAAGGCAAACUGGUGGUGAAGAAAGUUUGAAUUCCAAGGAAGGGAACAUACUCCGUAGUCACCUCUGAUAACCCCCUUGAUCCGACCAGAGGCGAGCUAUCCUACGCUCAAGCAGCGCCUGCGGAAGUUUUCAAUGAGAGAGGACCUGACGAGAAAAACAUGACACCCUCCAACUACGAAGAUCUUCACAGAGGUAAUAAUGACCUUGGGCACUUCCUCAAUAUUGUUUCUCUCGCAAACUUGGCCCAUGUCCACCAAUCCGAGAACGAAUGGAAAGCCCACGGUAAUCCAACCGAAACUGCCAUUCAAGUUUUCGCUUCCCGCUUCCCGCUUCAAUGA